AUGUCUCAGGUCAACAUCGGUAUCAACGGCUUCGGUCGUAUCGGACGUAUCGUCUUCCGUAACUCGGUCGUCCACAACACGGCCAACGUCGUUGCCAUCAACGACCCCUUCAUUGACCUAGAAUACAUGGUGUACAUGCUCAAGUACGACUCCACCCACGGUGUCUUCAACGGUGACAUCUCCACCAAGGAUGGCAAGCUCAUUGUUAACGGCAAGUCGAUCGCUGUCUUCGCCGAGAAGGACCCCUCCAACAUCCCCUGGGGUCAGGCUGGUGCCCACUACGUUGUCGAGUCCACCGGUGUCUUCACCACCAUUGACAAGGCCUCGGCCCACAUCAAGGGUGGUGCCAAGAAGGUCGUCAUCUCGGCUCCCUCGGCUGACGCCCCUAUGUACGUCUGUGGUGUCAACCUUGACGCCUACGACCCCAAGGCCCAGGUCGUCUCGAACGCCUCAUGCACCACCAACUGCCUUGCUCCCCUCGCCAAGGUCAUCCACGACAAGUUCGGUAUCGUUGAGGGUCUCAUGACCACUGUCCAUGCCACCACCGCCACCCAGAAGACCGUCGACGGCCCCUCGGCCAAGGACUGGCGUGGAGGCCGUGCCGCCGCUGCCAACAUCAUCCCCUCGUCCACUGGUGCCGCCAAGGCCGUCGGCAAGGUCAUCCCUUCGCUCAACGGCAAGCUCACCGGUAUGGCUUUCCGUGUGCCCACCACCAACGUCUCGGUUGUUGACCUGACCGCCCGCCUCGAGAAGGGCGCCAGCUACGACGAGAUCAAGGCCGAGGUCAAGCGCGCUUCCGAGAACGAGCUGAAGGGUAUCCUCGGCUACACUGAGGACGCCGUUGUGUCUCAGGACUUCAUUGGCAACUCGCACUCGUCGAUCUUCGAUGCUGCUGCCGGUAUCUCUCUCAACAACAACUUUGUCAAGCUUGUCUCGUGGUACGACAACGAGUGGGGUUACUCGAACCGAUGCCUCGACCUCCUCGUCUUCAUGGCUCAGAAGGACAGCGCUGGCGCUUCACGACUUUAA
Molecule: messenger RNA, 1029 nt
Organism: Mycosarcoma maydis (corn smut)
Lineage: Eukaryota; Fungi; Basidiomycota; Ustilaginomycetes; Ustilaginales
Product: glyceraldehyde 3-phosphate dehydrogenase (isoform A)
Exons: 3
Coding region: 1-1029 (342 amino acids)
Biological process (GO): glucose metabolic process
Molecular function (GO): NADP binding; NAD binding; oxidoreductase activity, acting on the aldehyde or oxo group of donors, NAD or NADP as acceptor
Source: RefSeq, a predicted model, not a curated record